AUGAGCUCCCAAACAGUUCGGAAUCCCGUAUCACAAAUUAUCCAUAGUAAGGAAGAUGUUGAAGAUGAGGAACCAAAAAAGAAGUCACGGGAAGAUUGGCGGAAAGCAAAGGAACUAGAAGAAGCGCGUAAGGCUGGUACUGCACCAGCUGCUGUCGAUGAAGAAGGUCGCGAUAUCAAUCCUCAUAUUCCGCAGUACAUAUCAAACGCUCCUUGGUAUUAUGGAGCGCAGGGUCCAACACUAAAACAUCAACGACCUCAAAGAAAUGAAGAUAGAGGGGAUUUAGAAAAACGAGCGCCGAAAGGAGUUGAUACUUCCCGUCUGGUUACUAAAUUCCGUAAGGGUGCAUGUGAAAACUGUGGAGCCAUGACGCACAAACGAAAAGAUUGUUUAGAAAGACCAAGAAAAGUUUUAGCGAAAUUUUCAGAGUCAAUUGUAGUUCACGACGAAUUUAUUGUUAAGGAUGAAUCUGUAAAUUACGAUGAAAAGCGCGAUCGUUGGAGCUCGUAUGAUCCCGCCUGCCACAGGGAAAUUAUAGAAGAGUACGAGAAGGUGGAGGAAACAAAGCGACAAUUGAAAGCAGAAAAAUUAAAGAAUGAUCCCGACGCCGAGUUAUCAGACGACAACAAUGAAGACAAAUAUGUCGAUGAAGUUGACAUGCCCGGAACAAAAGUCGAUUCAAAACAGCGCAUUACAGUACGUAAUUUACGUAUUAGAGAAGAUACAGCAAAAUAUUUAAGAAAUUUGGACCCCAACAGUGCUUACUAUGACCCUAAAACUAGAUCUAUGCGAGAUAACCCAAAUCCCAAAGUACCAGCUGAAGAGGCUGAAUUCGCGGGUGAGAAUUUUGUUAGAUUUUCCGGCGACACAACUAAACACGCCACGGCUCAAUUAUUUGCAUGGGAAGCACAUGGUAAAGGCGUAGAUGUGCAUUUGCUAGCGGAGCCCACAAAAUUGGAGCUACUACAAAAAGAAUACGAGAAAAAGAAGGAACAAUUUAAGUCUAGUACUAAGGAACAUAUUGUUGAAAAAUACGGUGGAGAUGAACAUUUGCAAGCGCCUCCAAAAUCAUUACUUUUGGCACAAACGGAAGAAUAUAUUGAAUAUUCAAGAAGUGGUAAAGUUAUUAAGGGCAUGGAAAAGCCCAAAGCCCGUAGUAUAUAUGAGGAAGAUGUAUUGAUCAACAACCAUACAACCAUUUGGGGAAGUUAUUACAAUGGAGGUCACUGGGGCUACAAAUGUUGUAAAUCGUUUAUAAAAAAUUCUUAUUGUGUUGGUAUGAAGGACCCUGAAAAAAUAUCCGAAGCAUCUGUCACGGUAGCAUUAAUAGAAAAAGUCGAUGAUUCAAUCAUUAGUCCGAAAAUACCAAAUGACAAUGAAAAGGAGCAGUCGGAGAAUUCGUCUUCGUCCAGUUCUAGUUCGUCGUCGGAAGAUGAAGAAGAAUUACAGAAGGCCGCAGAAGAAAACAAAAAAGUUAAAAAGAAAAUGAAAAAGAGAGAGAAAAAGCGCAUCAAAAAGAUGCGAAAAAUGGAAAAGAAGAUAGCCAAGUCCAAAAAACGCAAGGAGGAAUCGAAAUCCCAUGAAGUAUUCAGAAAAGACAAAACCGAAAUGGAUGAUGAUAGAAAACGACCUUAUAAUAGCAUGUACGAUGUUAAAGCCCCUACAGAGGAGGAAAUUGAAGAAUGGCAAAGAAAGCGUAGAAGGGAUGAAGACCCAAUGUUGCAGUUUAUGGAAUAA
Molecule: messenger RNA, 1737 nt
Organism: Musca vetustissima
Lineage: Eukaryota; Metazoa; Arthropoda; Insecta; Diptera; Muscidae
Gene: Slu7
Product: pre-mRNA-splicing factor Slu7
Exons: 4
Coding region: 1-1737 (578 amino acids)
Biological process (GO): mRNA splicing, via spliceosome
Cellular component (GO): spliceosomal complex
Molecular function (GO): pre-mRNA 3'-splice site binding
Source: RefSeq, a predicted model, not a curated record